AUGGCGUGCCGCUGGACAUCGAACUCGGCCUCUCCUGGACGGCAAACAUGUCCCUUUGCCUCGUGCACUUUGCACGCGGACGGUAGCUCCAGAGUGGAUGGCUUCACCAGUCGCGACACAUCAGAGCCAGUCGUUGCCAAUGGCAUUGACCAGACCAGUCAGUGCUCGACCAUGAAGGCAGACUCAGAGCACGGCUGGGAAGUUGUCUCGUCCUCAGACAGCGAGCAGCUAACUCCUCCGGAGUCUCCCGGCCCAUGUGCGACUUGGCAAUCUCAUCUCACCGCAGCUACUGUCAAGCAUCAUAGAAGCCAUGUGUACAGCGAAACCGAGGCUGAGACCAUGCAAGACCGCAUCGUCCGCAUCACGGCUGACGAACAAGACAUAAAGUCCUUCUGGGCAAUAUCUUUCUCGAACAAGAGAUACCACGCGCUUUUGCACUUCUACACGGACGAAAUUGAGUCACUCGAGCUGGCACCUUUCGACACUUAUGACCAGGAUGCCCGAGUUGACUACUUGCUGCUUCACGGCUAUCUGAGCAGGAGACUCCGGCAAUUGAAGCUGGAGCUGAAGAGAAACGAAGAUGCUAUGCCCCUCUUGCCCUUUGCGCCUGAGCUGGUGGAACUGUGGGAACUUCGCGAGGCCGCUAAGAUUGACGAGUUGGAGCCGCAGUGGGUGGCCGGCGUGAUGCACGAUGCAACGACUAAAGUGAACAACACUGUGUCACUCGUCGCGUCCGGUAAGCUGAAAGUCAGCAAGGAAGCGGCCUACCGAGCACUCGAGAACCUCGAUCAACUUGUCGCGUACCUUGCUGAAUUCAACGGCUUCCUCAGCGGGUAUGUCCCUCUGUAUGACUGGUGGGUGAAAAGCCCGUAUUCUGCACUAGCCGAAGCUUUCCAGUCUUUGGUCCCUGUGAUUCAGACGGAACUAGCAGGCAUGCACCUAAAUGAGGAGGACGAAAUUGUCGGCGAGCCGAUUGGUAGAGAUGGCCUGCUAGUCGAGCUCGAGGCCGAGAUGAUUCCAUAUACCCCGGAGGAGCUUCUGGAAAUCGCCAACGAGAAAUACGCCUGGUGCGAGAAGGAGAUGAACAGUGUCUCUACUGACCUAGGCUACAAAGAUGAUUGGAAAGCCGCGUUACGACACGUCCAAGGUAUCUUCGUUGAGCCGGGGAAACAACCGUCGCUCGUCAGGCAACUUAUCGUCCAGGCUACUGACUAUGUCAAGCAAAAUGACCUGGUCACGGUCCCCAAGACCGCAGAAGACACCUGGCGCAUGUUCAUGAUGAGCCCCAAGGAUCAAAAGACCAAUCCAUUCUUCCUCGGUGGGCCGUCCAUCAUCGUCUCCUACCCGACCGCAUACAUGUCCCAUGAGGAUAAGUUGAUGAGCAUGCGAGGCAAUGGCCCUCACCUGAGCCACGCGACUGCAUUCCACGAGAUGAUACCUGGGCAUCACCUGCAGAUCUUUAUGGCGCAGAGGCACAAGCCGUAUCGUAACCUAUUUGAUACACCCUUCUAUGUCGAGGGCUGGGCGAUGUACUGGGAACUAGUGCUCUGGGACCGAGGAGACUUCUUCGCGUCUCCAAGGGACAAGAUCGGGACGCUGUUCUGGAGGAUGCACCGCUGCGCCCGCAUUCUCUUCAGCUUGAAGUUCCAUCUAGGCCAGCUGACGCCUCAAGACUGCAUCGACCUGCUCGUGGAUAUGGUCGGUCACGAGAGGGCCACAGCAGAAGGCGAGGUCAGGCGGUCUCUGAAUGGGAACUACAGCCCUCUCUACCAGGCUGGAUAUUUCCUCGGUGCAAUGCAGCUCCAUGCGCUGAGAAAAGAAGUAUUAAGUGCGGAGGUUCUCGGAGAAAAGGAGUUUCACGAUCGCGUAUUGAAGGCAAAUCAGAUGCCGAUCGAGCUGCUCAGAGCGUUGCUAUUGAAGAAAGACCUCAGUCGCGAUUACAAAACGAACUGGAGAUUUUACGGGAACGUUCCUGGGAAGAAAGAAGAGGAAGAGGAAGAAUCGUUGCCUAUGAGACUCAUGGGGACGUGCCGGUACUAA
Molecule: messenger RNA, 2040 nt
Organism: Diaporthe amygdali
Lineage: Eukaryota; Fungi; Ascomycota; Sordariomycetes; Diaporthales; Diaporthaceae
Exons: 1
Coding region: 1-2040 (679 amino acids)
Source: RefSeq, a predicted model, not a curated record